GCAGCAGCUCACAAGCUCAUGAGGAGCCCGUCUGUGAAAGGACAUUUAUCACCAUUGUAUGUGACCGGGGAAAAAAAGAAGAUGGAUAGCAGAUGUCAUUGUUCGACCAACAAUGAUAGGGUUUUGAAUCCCAUCCUCUACAACAUCCUGAGCCAAAUGGACAGCAGGAAGCCGAGCCAAGACUGCCUCAACUACAGCUCAGUGCCUCACAGGUGCAACUGUGAGGUGCGACGGACACUAUGCUUGGAAAGUCCAAGUGAGAUCUGCAAAGAAGCCUCGGCGGUUCUGGUCAAAACCGUCCACUUCAUGAAGAGCCUGCCUGCCUUCAACCAACUGCCACCGGGGGACCAGUUUGCCCUGCUGAAAAGCUGCUGGGCUCCCCUCUUUAUUCUGGGUCUGGCUCAAGAACGGGUGGACUUUGAGGUCACGGACGUUCCUGCAGACAGCAUGCUGAAAAAGAUCCUUCUGAACCGCCAGGAGAGCCUCGAGGCUGAAAGGGAGCAGCCCACUGUGGCAGGCGUCAGCAAGCUCAAGUCUUGCCUCAAAAAGUUUUGGAGUUUGGAUUUAAGCCCAAAGGAGUAUGCAUACCUGAAGGGAACCACGAUAUUCAAUCCAGAUGUUCCAGAAUUAAAGGCUGGAUUGUUUGUGGAGGGCUUGCAGCAGGAGGCUCAGCAUGCUCUGAGGGAGGUGGUGAAGCUCCUCCACCCGGGUCACGAGGAGCGCUUCGCACGAAUUCUGCUCACAGCUUCCAUGCUGCAGGGAAUCACACCCACCCUCGUCACUGAGCUCUUCUUCCGGCCUGUCAUAGGCCAGGCUGACCUGCUGGAGCUGCUGGUUGACAUGCUCUUUUACAGAUAAGAGCUGUGGACCUCAGCUGAGGGACUUCAAACCACAUAGCUGGGAAAGAAAUGUCAGGCGGCCGCUGUGAAGCAGAUUAUGAAACCACACGGAAAAAUGUAGAUUUGAUGAACUAUGAUUUGCUCACAUUCAUGCAAAGCUGAGGUCACUUUAUCUGUGUCAACAGAUUUCCUUCACUUAAGUAGGAAAAGAUGAUUUUCACACUUUAUUAUUAGAAUACUUGAUUUUGUCCGUCUUUUCUGUUAUUUCAUUGUUGUAAAUACAUGUCUUUUGCUUUUACAGAAUAAAUAUAUUUUUGUACACAAAUGUCACAAACAAUUUUAGCUCUCGACUCACACCACAGUCACACUAAAUCUGGCACAUCCAACUCACAUGUUGCUAAACUCAGAUUGAGAAAUAAUUAAGGCAAAUUUCUUGGGGUUGAACACGGAAAUGUGUCACACAGGAAUAUUUCUUGGUGUUUUUUUUAAUUAAGAUGCUUUGUCUCCCCCUAUUGGAAAACACGUCCACAAGCAAAUAAAAAAAAAAGAUCCUCAUUCACAUUAAAAGCUCAUUUUUAAAUCUUUUGAAACGAAAGCAUUGCUGACAAAUAAAAGGUCAACAAAAGCAGUAUUGUCUGAGCAAACUGCACGUAAAAAUCCCCACAGUAGAAGCUGUGCACAUUCAUCCAUUCUGUGGUAUGAUGGUUGUGAAACAGUCUCUCUUGACUUGACACCUCAUACAGGUAAAACAGGAAUGCUGCUGGUGGGGGCAGUGAGCCAGGGGAAGUGGGGUAACAGCAAAACAAAAAAAAAAAAAUCAACAAAAAAAGAAGUUUCAACGUCUUCUUAACUCUUUUUUUUGUAUUUUUCGGUCUUUUAGUUAAGGUCGUGACGUUUUAAGAAUGUGAAAAGGGCUUUUUUAUGUCAAAGUUGAAAUUUUUUCGGUAGUUUCCAAACCCCGAGGCUCAAACGGAACCAGAA
Messenger RNA from Oryzias melastigma (Indian medaka), 1820 nucleotides. It is a transcript of the gene nr0b2a, whose product is annotated as nuclear receptor subfamily 0, group B, member 2a. The transcript has 2 exons. Gene Ontology annotation, biological process: circadian rhythm; negative regulation of transcription by RNA polymerase II. The coding region runs from base 19 to 858 and encodes 279 amino acids. The record is from RefSeq and is a predicted model, not a curated record. Gene Ontology annotation, cellular component: nucleus; cytoplasm. Gene Ontology annotation, molecular function: transcription factor binding; transcription corepressor activity. NCBI's taxonomy places the organism in Eukaryota, Metazoa, Chordata, Actinopteri, Beloniformes, Adrianichthyidae.